This is a messenger RNA of Striga asiatica, 4668 nucleotides long. The record is from the annotation of a GenBank genome assembly. NCBI's taxonomy places the organism in Eukaryota, Viridiplantae, Streptophyta, Magnoliopsida, Lamiales, Orobanchaceae.
UAAAAACACAAAGUAGUGACGAAACAAGAAACAAACCAAUUAGGCCAUCAAAGUCGGGCCCAGAACGGAAUUGCAGCCGAAUGGUCCGCCGUCCGGCAAUAGUCACCGCCCGCAAUCUCUGCUUCGCCACACAAAUCCGUUUACUUGAGGAGAGCUUUGCUAUCCGUUAUUUAUUUUUCAUGUAGGGAUUGUUCAAGUGUUUGUAUAUUCGCAAACAGAUAUGGAAGACGAAGUCCAAUCGCCGCCCGACCACAAGCUUUGCGGUUAUCUCUGUGCUGUCCUCGCAUUCCCCUGCGACGCCUCUAUCCCUCCCCACUCGGUUUGCCGCCUCGCCGGCGACCUUCCAGAUGUACACUUCCUGGCCCCGGACGGCGCCCGCUUGAACCCCAUUGCCAAAGCCCAAUCACUCGCGACGCCGUCCUCGAAGAAGAGGUGGAGCAGAAUUGGGAUGGUCCACGGAUCGAUUAGCGUGGUUCACCAAUUGGGUACCCUCGUGGCUCACAAAUGCUUGAGAAUUGUGGCCCGAAUCGUGAAUGUCUCUCCGGCGGAGAGUGGGUGUAGCGAAAUUAGGGGUGUGGUGUUGGUGGAUGUGUACCUGCCCAUUGGGCUGUGGUCUGGGUGGCAGUUCCCUCGUUCGAGUUCCACGGCCAUAGCACUUUUCAAACACUUGAGCUGUGACUGGGAAGCUAGAAGCUUGUUGCUUACAUCUCAAAGUGUGGAUAGUGGUGGCAUUUGGAAUGUGCCAGACUGUCAUGUCCUUGGCUGUAUGCUUCAUUGUAGUGUACCCGACAAUUCCAAGAAAAAAAAGCUUUUCGAACUCCAGGAAAUCUUUGAGAGUUUACCCUGUGUGACAAAGAAGGUAAAUUGUGAUGGAGGAACAGGAGUAAAACCAGCAGAAUCAUCCAACAAGUCUGGUAUCUGGGUGCUGUCAGAUGAUCUAUUGAUUAAUAUUUUGAAUAUGCUAAGCCCGGUCGACCUUCUUAAGAUUUCUCUAACAUGCCAUCAUCUAAGGUACUUGCAAGCAUCAAUCAUGCCAUGUAUGAAACUUAAGUUGUAUCCUCAUCAGCAGGCUGCAGUUGAGUGGAUGUUACAGCGUGAAAGGGAUCCUGAAGUCUUGAAACAUCCUCUGUAUAUGGAUUUUAUAACCAGUGAUGGGUUUGAAUUCAAUAUGAAUAUGCUUUCUGGUGAAAUUGCCCCUGGUGUAGCUUGUACCAUUAGGGACUUCAGGGGGGGAAUGUUCUGUGAUGAACCUGGAUUAGGUAAGACUAUUACUGCCCUAUCACUUGUUCUGAAAACACAAGGAACUAUGGCAGAACCCCCAGAUACAGUACAGGUGAUCUGGUGCAUGCAUGAUGGGAAUCGUAGGUGUGGAUAUUAUGAAGUCAGUGCAGACAAUAUAGCCAGGGCUAGUUUUUCUAAUAUUGACACACCUGUGGUGAAGAAAGCUCGUAGGGGAAGAUUAUCUUUAGAUGAACUCACCCCAGACGUGAUAUGCAGUGGCACUGUUUCAAAUUCCUCCAGGCUUCUUGGUUGCACGGAGCAAAAGCUGGAAUCCACUGUUUUACAUUCCGGUAAACAAAUGAAAAUGCACACACCUACAAGCCCAAUAACAAGUGUCUCUGUGCAGGGUAGCAGGGGUUGGGCUAGUGCUAGAAAAAAUCUUUUGGCUGCAUAUGAGGAGCCGCCUUUCACUUCUGAGAAAUGCUCUAAAAAAGGGAAGCUAUCUCAUAAGGGCCAAAAACGGAGAUUUUCGGGCAACCAAGUUUCUUCAUCCCGUGCUAUAUCAUUCACUAGAAAACGGGAUGACGAGAUGGUGACGUAUGAUGCAGAGUGUAAUGAAACUUGGGUUCAGUGUGAUGCUUGUAGCAAGUGGCGGAAGCUAGCAAAUGGAGUUGUCGCCAAUGCUUCCACAGUGUGGUUUUGUAGCAUGAAUAGUGAUCCGUCAUACCAGAGUUGUGAUGUUCCUGAAGAAUCCUGGGAUUUUAAAGGAUCUAUUACAUACCUACCUGGAUUUCGUACCAAAGGAUCCUCUGGUGCCCUGGAAGAAAAUAUAUCCUUUUUUACUGGUGUGUUAAAGGAACACCACACCUUGAUCAACUCUGAGACAAGGAAAGCCUUGACUUGGCUAGCUAAACUUUCGCCAGAUAAACUUGCUGAAAUGGAAACAACUGGGUUGGUGAGCCCAAGUGUGGGCACGUCUCUGUUUGAUACUAGGGUUGCCCGCGAUUAUCACAAAAUAUUCCGAGCAUUUGGCCUUGUAAAAAGAGUUGAAACGGGUGCGUUGAGGUGGUUCUAUCCAAAAGGUCUUAGGAACCUUUAUUUUGAUUUGGAUUCCCUUCGAAUUGCUCUCUGCGAGCCAUUAGACUCAGUUAGGUUGUAUCUGUCUAGUGCAACUUUGAUUAUUGUCCCCUCAAAUCUAGUUGAGCAUUGGAAAACUCAGAUUGCAAGGCAUGUCAGCCCAGGUCAGUUGAGAGUCUAUAUAUGGGGUGAUCAAAAGAAGAAACCUUCUGUCCACAAUUUGGCUUGGGAUUACGAUGUCGUAAUUACUACCUUCAGUCGAUUGAGUGCUGAGUGGAGUCCCCGUAAAAAGAGUGUCCUAAUGCAGGUUCACUGGCUUAGAGUCAUGUUGGACGAGGGGCACACUCUUGGCUCAAGUCUCAAUUUGACCAACAAAUUGCAAAUGGCGCUGUCGUUGACUGCCACUUGUCGCUGGUUGUUGACGGGUACUCCAACUCCCAACACUCCCAACAGUCAGCUGUCUUAUCUCCAACCCAUGCUGAAGUUUCUCAAGGAAGAGACAUAUGGGCAGCAUCAUAAAUCUUGGGAAGCAGGUAUCAUCAGGCCAUUUGAGGCAGAAAUGGAGGAGGGCAGGUCUCGUUUAUUGCAGUUGCUUAACAGGUGCAUGAUUAGUGCAAGGAAGAAAGAUCUAAAAGCAAUCCCACCUUGCAUAAAAAGAGUAACUUUUGUGGAUUUCUCCGAAGAACAUGCAAAAAGUUAUAAUGAAUUGGUAGAGACAGUUCGGCGUAAUAUUUUAAUGGCGGACUGGAAUGAUCCAUCUCAUGUUGAGAGUUUAUUGAACCCGAAACAGUGGAAAUUUCGGGCUACAACAAUAAAAAAUGUUAGGUUAUCCUGCUGUGUGGCUGGACAUGUCAGAGUAGUUGAUGCUGGCCAAGAUAUUCAAGAAACUAUGGAUAUACUAGUAGAAAAUGGUCUGGAUCCUAUGUCACAGGAAUACGGUCUGAUAAAGUACAAUCUCUCAUAUGGUGGCAACUGCAUGAGGUGCAAUGAAUGGUGCCGUUUACCCGUCAUUACACCUUGUAGGCACCUUUUAUGCCUUGUUUGUGUUGCUUUAGAUAGUGAAAGGUGCCCGUUUCCUGGUUGUGGUAGCACAUAUGAAAUGCAGAGUCCGCAAGAAUUAGCGCGUCCAGAGAAUCCUAGUCCCAAGUGGCCAGUGCCAAAGGAUCUCAUUGAGCUACAACCUUCAUAUAAACAGGAUGACUGGAAUCCUGAUUGGCAGUCAACAUCAAGCAGCAAAGUUACAUAUUUAGUUGAGCAGUUAAAGGAAUUGCAAGAAACUAAUAGGAGGAAUAUUGGGUACCCCAUUGACAAUAGUGAGGCUAUGUCUAGUGAGUUGAAUUUCUCCUCUGACAGUAGCAUACCAGUAGAGAAGGAGGCUGGCCUUAUGUUAAGAGAUGAACAGAGCUCUAUUCCUCUAGAGAAAGUCAUUGUUUUUUCCCAGUUUCUGGAGCAUAUACACAUCAUUGAACAACAGUUAAGCAUUGCAGGAAUUCAAUUUGUUGGAAUGUACAGCCCAAUGCUCACUAACAUUAAGAUGAAAUCAUUAACAACUUUCCAGCAUGAUGCAAAUUGUAUGGUUCUGUUGAUGGAUGGAAGUGCAGCUCUAGGUCUUGAUUUAAGCUUUGUGACUCAUGUCUAUCUGAUGGAACCUAUAUGGGAUAAAAGCAUGGAGGAGCAGGUUAUUAGUCGUGCUCAUCGAAUGGGGGCUUCACGUCCUAUUCAUGUGGAAACUUUAGCAAUGAGUGGCACAAUUGAAGAGCAGAUGAUGAAAUUUUUACAGGAUGGCAAUGAAUGCCAAAGGCUUCUGAAGGAUGAGUCCGGUAUAAAUGAGCUUGAGGGGGCACGUUCAUUUCGGACAUUACAUGAUUUUGCUGAGAGCAAUUACCUAGCUCGUCUAAGAUUUGUGCGAACUACUUCAAGGACAUAAAAGGAGUUACUGCAAAUGCUCUGUCCGUGAAAUGCUGAGAACAAGUCGCAAUUCUCAAGUUAUUUCUGGUAGCAGUAGAUGAUGCCAGUAAAAUAGGUAUAUUGGCUGCUUUGGAUUCAGGAUGACUUUUGGAGAUUUCUUUUAUUUCAUUGCUAUCAACACUAGAAAGGAAUAAACAGGUCAACUUUUGUGUUUCGCAUAUGCAUGUUUUUGACCAUUUUGUUUGGCCAAUCGUGAUGAGAUUGGUUCUUUAUUAGUUGUGUAUAUUUCAAAUAUAAUUUAGAAUGUGAUUAAUAUUUCGUGUACUACGUAGAACUAGUCAUGAGGGUGUAAAUAUAUUUCAAAUUGAUUUUAAUAUCUUGUAAAAGAAAAGCAAAAAUAUCAAUUUUUGCAACCGAAAUGAGGAGAUACGUCAGAUCUGGAUGUUUAAUCGCAUACGAUUU